CUGAGUCAGAAAUAGUGAGAGGCUCCAACUCGCAACUUCCACUCUCCCAGUGAGAACGGAGCGAGAGAGAGAGGCCGAGAGAGAGAGAGGCCGAGAGCCGCCGCCGCCGCCAUGAAGAUCCUGGUCGCGGUGAAGCGGGUGGUGGACUACGCCGUCAAGGUGCGCGUGAGGCCCGACCGGACGGGCGUGGAGACGGCCAACGUCAAGAUGUCGAUGAACCCCUUCUGCGAGAUCGCCGUCGAGGAGGCGCUCCGGCUCCGCGAGGCCGGCGCCGCCGCCGAGGUCGUCGCCGCCACCGUCGGCCCCGCCCAGUCCGCCGACACGCUCCGCACCGCGCUCGCCAUGGGCGCCGACCGCGCCGUCCACGUGCUCCACGACCCGGACCCCGCGCGGCCCCUCCUCCCGCUCGCCGUCGCCAAGAUCCUCCGCGCCGUCGCGCUCCAGGAGAAGCCCGGACUCGUCAUCCUCGGCAAGCAGGCAAUUGAUGACGAUUGCAACCAAACUGGACAAAUGCUAGCUGGAUUGCUUCAGUGGCCACAAGGAACCUUUGCCUCCAAGGUUAUAUUGGACACAGAAAAACAAAAAGCUACUGUUGAGCGAGAAGUUGAUGGUGGAAUUGAAACCAUCUGCCUUGAUUUGCCAGCAGUGAUCACCACGGAUUUGAGACUUAACCAGCCAAGAUAUGCAACUUUGCCCAACAUAAUGAAGGCAAAAUCCAAAGUUAUUAAGAAAGUCGCCCCUGGAGACCUCGGUGUAGAUAUUAGAUCAGACAUGGAGGUCAUUGAGGUCAAUGAACCACCAAAACGGAAAGCAGGGGUGAUACUUUCAUCUGUUGACGAACUCCUUGACAAGUUAAAAAAUGAAGCAGGUGUCUUGUAACAAUUUGUAUAUUAUUCCUCACUGAAUGUGGUCUGACGUUCAUUUGUAUAAGUUACAAUAAAGAUGUCUCUCCAAAAGUUCAGACCAUUUACAAAUAAAAUAAGUGUUUCCAUGAACUAAUUAAGACGCUAUUUCAGAAA
Molecule: messenger RNA, 1019 nt
Organism: Sorghum bicolor (sorghum)
Lineage: Eukaryota; Viridiplantae; Streptophyta; Magnoliopsida; Poales; Poaceae
Product: electron transfer flavoprotein subunit beta, mitochondrial
Exons: 4
Coding region: 112-879 (255 amino acids)
Cellular component (GO): cytosol
Molecular function (GO): electron transfer activity
Source: RefSeq, a predicted model, not a curated record